Molecule: messenger RNA, 153 nt
Organism: Lindgomyces ingoldianus
Lineage: Eukaryota; Fungi; Ascomycota; Dothideomycetes; Pleosporales; Lindgomycetaceae
Exons: 2
Coding region: 1-153 (50 amino acids)
Source: RefSeq, a predicted model, not a curated record
AUGACCUACCCGCAGCUCAGAGGCGCCUAUGCGCAUGUCUUGGUUACCGGCCAGAGGCUGACCACCUGCGGCCCAGAGGCGCGGGAUAAACACGACGCAACGCUUAAAGAGGCUGCCUUAUGUUUUAGUCUAAAAACUAGCAAAGCUGUCUGA